ACAACUUGCAUUAAUUGUACGAGAGUCCUUUUUGUCUUGUAAAUUUGUAUACUCCGAUCUUACACUUUUGAGUCUACAAAAAUUUGAAUCCACAAAAUUGCUUGACAAAAAAGUUACUCUCGUACAAUACAUGUGACACAAAAUAAAAUUUUGCCCAUUUACUUUACUUCCGUAGCUUUCCUUCCCAUUACAACCUUCCUUGUUCUUUUCUAAUUGUCUCCCUUCCUCUCCUCUUUGCCUCUUUAUCCAUCUGUAUCGGAAUUCAAAGCUUUACUAUUACUACUAUCUAAAGUUUUCUUAUCCAUAAUCAAGAAAAGAAUAUAUAGCAUCGAAUCUCUGCAAAAACAAUUUGAAACCCCAUCACGCAACUCUACGUAUUCCUUCUUUUCUCUUUGUAUAUAUACAGUAACCCCCCACCAACCACCCAUAAGGAGGACCUACCUGAAUUUUCUUGAAAUACCCAAAAAAAUGAGAAUUUUCAGUUUCUUGAUUCUGUUUAGUUUCGCCUUUGGACAUGAAAAUCUUAAUACCUUAAUUGUUGAGUUCCCUGAAAAUACUGAACCCCAAUUGAAGGAAACCAUUAUUGAUGUUGAAUUAGAGUGUACAAGUUGGAGGUUUGCUGUGGAGGCUAAUAAUUUAAGCCCAUGGAAGACUAUUCCAAAGGAAUGUGCUGAUUACGUGAGGCAAUAUAUUAAUGGCGGGGCUUAUAAGUUGGACAUUGAUAGAGUUUCAAGUGAAGCUGGAGCCUAUGCAGAAAGCAUGAAAUUGGGCGCAGAUGGAAAAGAUGUAUGGAUUUUUGAUGUUGAUGAGACUUUGCUUUCAAAUCUUCCCUAUUAUUCGCAACAUGGCUAUGGGUUGGAGGUAUUUGAUAGUGUGAAAUUCGAUGAAUGGGUUGAGAAGGGAGUGGCACCAGCCAUUGGGUCAAGUUUGAAGCUUUAUCAAGAUGUUAUGAGGCUAGGAUUCAAAGUGUUCUUGCUUACUGGGCGUAGUGAAAGACACAGAAUUGUUACAGUGGAGAAUUUGAUGAAUGCUGGUUUUCAGGAUUGGGACAAGCUGAUACUGAGGGGCUCGGAGGAUCAUGGAAAAUCAGCCACAAUUUAUAAAUCAGAGAAAAGGGAUGAGAUGGUUGAAGAGGGGUUUAGAAUAGUAGGCAACUCUGGAGACCAGUGGAGUGAUCUGUUGGGUUCCUCUACUUCUAUUCGCUCGUUCAAGCUUCCUAACCCAAUGUACUACAUUCCUUGACAUGCAUGCCAAUAUUUUUCUCCUGUCCAGUGGCUAAGCUGCUGCGAAAAAUGGAAUUAUAUUUCUUCAUAAUUCUUUGGACUCAAGAAAAUCGAUGAAUUAACUAAUAUACUGUGUCCUACAUUGUGCCA
Messenger RNA from Nicotiana tabacum (common tobacco), 1373 nucleotides. RefSeq names its product acid phosphatase 1-like. Lineage: Eukaryota; Viridiplantae; Streptophyta; Magnoliopsida; Solanales; Solanaceae. The record is from RefSeq and is a predicted model, not a curated record. Gene Ontology annotation, molecular function: acid phosphatase activity.